AAUGGUGAGUAUGAUUUUGGUGGCAGACAUUUGCAAGGAGUCACAAAAACAGAACUUUAGUCUCAACACCCCAAUAACAUUGGACAGCGGUAGAAAGCACCGAAUCUGUGGGGAAAUCCCUGCAAACGAGGUUGACCAUUUGGCAGAUAAGAGGGAGACGGACAAAGGAAAUGAAAAAAUUGACACAAUGGAAGAGGCCAGACGUAGAAACAGAAACAAGAAUUUUCCUUUGAUCGGAAAGAUAUCACGGAAAGAUUCUAAGGUCUUAAAGUUCUUAUUUGGGAAGCCAAGGAAAGGAGGACAUGAGUCCAGGGAAGAAGUUGCCCGCAGUGGGGAUUUUGGGGUGUCCCUUGAGGAUAUCCAUUGUCUUUGCCCGACCGUCUCAGUUUCUUUGAAGGUCAUAAACAUUUGGGCAGCGUACUUGUGUCAGACCAACUCCGACUCAUGGUUCUUGCCUACUUCCUUUGGGGAACAAGCCAGGUUAAAUGAGGAUCCAUUUGUUGUCCCUGUUUCAGUGGCAUCAACAAUUGUUCAUUGUCGGCUGCAGAGGUUCCAUAGGCGAUUAAAGCAUUGUGUUCAGGUGAUUAAGGGUUAAUUCAGUUGCUUCGACCAAUUUAUAGGCAAUUUGCAGAUAAUCAAAACGCAGAAAUAUUUUCUGCUAACACAUUGCUUGUUAUUCUAGGAACAAGUCUUCUCACUGCUAGGGCUGGACUGUCCAUGGCACUGGGAGCAUUUUUGGCUGGUUUGCUUCUUGCGGAAACUGAAUUUUCCUUACAGGUUCAGUCAGACAUUGCUCCAUAUCGCAGCCUUCUAUUGGGUCUCUUUUUCAUGACGGU
Fragaria vesca subsp. vesca is the source of this 836-nucleotide messenger RNA. RefSeq lists its product as uncharacterized. The transcript is spliced from 7 exons. NCBI's taxonomy places the organism in Eukaryota, Viridiplantae, Streptophyta, Magnoliopsida, Rosales, Rosaceae. The record is from RefSeq and is a predicted model, not a curated record. Bases 2 to 595 code for a protein of 197 amino acids.